Physeter macrocephalus (sperm whale) is the source of this 3544-nucleotide messenger RNA. RefSeq names its product asteroid homolog 1 (gene ASTE1). Lineage: Eukaryota; Metazoa; Chordata; Mammalia; Artiodactyla; Physeteridae. The transcript has 6 exons. The record is from RefSeq and is a predicted model, not a curated record. Bases 752 to 2569 code for a protein of 605 amino acids. Gene Ontology annotation, molecular function: nuclease activity.
CAGGGAGACGGCGCGGGGAACGCCGGGAAGUCGGGGAGGCGGCCCCUAGAGGGUCACGGAGGCGGAAGUGUGCGCUGACCAAGGUGGGCGGGGAAAAGGAGGCCGGCCCAGCGGGCCUCGCUGCCCUAACCUAACAGCAGCCAUUCGGAGCGUGCUUUCCAGCCUUCCUGGGCGACCUCGCGCCAGGCCCGGGGGCACCUCACCCCUCCGCGCAGUCGGCGCCGCUAGCUUCCUGGAAUCGUGCUCCCCGUGACGUCAUACGCGGAGACUUCCGGUUCCGCUCGGGAGGUCGGGCUCAAGUGCCGGGAGCUCCUGGUCUUCCCCGGCUCCUGCUGGCUUGUGGUGGAGGGGCUGGUCUUCUGGGAGGACGGAGCAGGUGGGCGCUGCCGCUGCGGGCCCGGCGGGCGCGGUUUGAAGGCCUGUAUUUGAGGACUUGGAGCAAACCUUUUGCGCGCCUUCCGCCUGUCUAGCGCGCAUUUGUUGAACAUCUUCUGUAACUAGCUUCGGCUGAGUUGACGCGGUCUCUGCUCGCAUUUGCUGUACAAGACAGACUUGAGAGAAGAUGUUGACUGUCUCAGUAUCAAAGUCCGCAGAAGUUCUGUACAUCAGCAGCCUCUGUCCUUGUCCAAAGAGCAGACUCCAUGAAGCCAUUCAGUUUGUGCCUUGUAACAUAUGGGGAAAGCGAGAGAGAAUGAAAAAGCACUCAGCUAGGUGGUAUUGCCUGAGAAUCUAGGCAAUUCUUCAGACAGUCAUGGGUAUCCGAGGACUAAUGAGUUUUGUGGAAGAUCAUAUUAAUGAGUUCUUCACAGAUUUGAAGUUGCGAGACACAAAAAUUAUCAUUGACGGCUAUGCCCUCUUCCAUCGGCUUUGCUUCAGUUCAAACUUGGAACUCCGGUAUGGAGGGGACUAUGAUUCUUUUACAGAUGUUGUAGAAAAAUUCUUUGAAUCGCUUUUUGCUUGUAAAAUCUGCCCAUAUGUUGUUUUAGAUGGAGGAUGUGACAUUUCAGAUAAAAAGCUUAACACUUUAAAGGAUCGAGCUAGGGAGAAGAUCCAGAUGGCCCAUUCCCUUUCUGUUGGCGGGGGUGGGUAUGUGUGUCCCUUACUCAUCCGGGAAGUAUUCAUACAGGUUCUGAUCAAGCUGCGGGUUCGUUUUGUCCAGUGCUUUUCGGAAGCAGAUCGGGACAUUAUGACCCUUGCUAAUCACUGGAAUUGCCCCGUGUUAUCGUCUGAUAGUGACUUUUGCAUUUUUGACCUGAAAAGUGGGUUUUGCCCAUUGAAUAGCUUUCAGUGGAGAAACAUGAACACUAUCAAGGGCACACGAGACUGCUAUAUCCCUGCCAAGUGCUUUUCCCUUGAUGCGCUCUGCUGUCACUUCGGCAAUAUGAACAAAGUUUUGCUGCCUCUCUUCGCGGUGCUGUGUGGAAAUGACCACGUUAAUCUGCCCGUCGUGGAGACGUUCUUAAGUAAAGUGUGUCUUCCUCUUGGGGCUCCCAGUUCUAAGGGGAGGAGACACCACCGGGUGCUGGGACUUCUGAAUUGGUUGUCUCGUUUUGUUGACCCUACCGAAGCAUUAGACAACGUUCUGAAACAUCUCCCCAAAAAGAGUCGAGGAACCGUGAAGAAGCUUCUCUGUGGCUCCAUGGGGGAGUACCUGCAGUCCCAGGGGAGGCUGCAGGACUUCUUCCAGCAUGGUGCUUACUCCUGCCCAGACACCUGGAAUCCGGGUUUACCGCCUUGGGUGCUCGCGGCCUUGGCCAGAGGCCAGCUGUCCCCUUUCAUCAGCGAUGCUCUGGUGCUGAGACGGACCAUUCUCCACACACAGGUAGAAAACAUGCAGCGACCAAACGCCCACAGAAUCUCUCUGCCCAUCCGACAAGUCAUCUAUGGGCUCCUUGUGAAUACACCUCCACAUCUGGGAAAUGUGGCCUGGGAUGCGCUGCCUCCUCAGCCUCCAGCUUUCAGCGAAGUGGAAAGGAUUAAUAAAAAUAUCAAAACAUCAAUUGUUGAUGCAGUAGAACUGCCCAAGGAUCAUUCUGACUUAAGCAAAUUGACUGAGCUCUCCUUGGCUAGACGGCAGAUACUUCUGUUAGAAACGCUGAAAGUGAAACAGAGCAUCCUGGACCCAAUCCCUGCUGCGCUGAAGUUGCCCAUCGCCGUCAGCUGCUACUGGGUGCAGCACACGGAGGCUAAGGCAGAGCUGCAUCAUCUGCAGGCCUUACUGCUGGGGAUGCUGAUGGGACCCUUGCAUGCCAUGAUCAACGGCCCUGAUGAGGAAGCUCUGCAGGGUGGUGGUGCUGAGAUGCUGUAUGAAGAGCUGCAGAGAGUGAAGGCACAGCCGGGCCUGAGGCUGGACUUAGACACAGCUCAUGUCUUCUGUCAGUGGCAGUGCUGCCUGCAGAUGGGGCUGUAUCUCAACCAACUGCUGUCCACGCCUCUCCCAGAGCCAGACCUAACUCGUCCACCCUCUGAGCUUCCAUCAGCAUGUUACAAGACAAAAAUCCAAACUCUUAUCACAGUCUUGAAAUCCUACAGCAGGCUACAAGCCAAAUGUCUUUACCUUCACCACUAGGCUCCUGCCUAUCUGUCCAGCCCUCACAUUAUAUAUACUCUCCUUGCCCUAGCCCCAGACUCCUGUGGUUUUCACCUGUUCCUUCCAGACCCCACCAACACCUCUGCAGAGGCUAUGCCAUUUGGUUACAAUAUCCUGCUGUUCUCGGCUGGAAAUUCUCAACUUAAGGCUUGAUUCGGAUGCCACUAGUUCUAGGAGAUUUGACAACCUCCUACUAUGAAGUUAUUUCUCUCCUUUGGCUACUGUAGCACUUGGGGCAGCACUUACCACUGUACCACAUAUAUUUCACUUUGGUUUCCAGAGUUAAGACUGAGAACUUCCCAAAUCUAAACCUACCAAAAUAUUUGCAGACUAUUAUACCUACAUUAAUAUCAAGGAUUGGUUAACCAUUAUCCAUUAUUAACAAUAACUAACUCUGAAAACCAAACCCCCAAACCCAACAAUAGUUAAUAGUCAUACCAAGUGCUAACUGAUCUCAAGGAAGCUUAAUUAUCAGGAUAAUCUGUCUGUCUAGUCACAUGCCAGUUAGGAUUAACAUUUAUCCACACUGUGUUUUAGUAUGCAAAUCAGCUACUGUUUGGAUUGCAGCUUAAUCUAAAAAGGCAUUUCAAAGAUUUCCAAAUGCCAAUCUCAAGGGAAACUUCCAGUAAAAUAUGUGCUGGAUUCAUUUUACUGUAUGUGUAUUUUUAAAAUAAAUGUGCAAAGACCACUACUAACUUUCAGCAGACAGCCUGUUAACAGUUAUAUCCUCAGCUAACCCAGUCCACGAGCUCUUGAAGGGCAGGGAUGCCACCACCUUUCUAUUCCUAGUACAUUCUAGGUACUAAAGAAAAGUUUACUGAAAUGACAAUUCAUCCAUUUAAAUUGAGUGAGUCAUACGUAGAAGUAAAGUGCACAUGAAUUGCCAAGUGACAAAGGCAGAAAGCAAGGCAAAGUUAAUUAAGGUUCUUAGAUCUUAUAUUUGUUUGCCACCAA